AUGGGUCUCAACCCGAGCCAUGCGUCCUUUAGUGCCGGUGAACCGAGGGAGUGGAUCAAACGAGUCUUGGUUGGAGCAGAAGCGUCGGGACUCUCGACUAUUUGGGGCAUCUGGACUGCCCAGAAUCAAGCUGUGAUGGCUCAUAAUGUCAUCCCGGUGGCGAAGCUUCUGCGGUUAAUUCAAGAGCAGCGACAGCUGUUGCUUCGCUUGUGGCCUCCGUCCCAGCUUCCGUCGCAACCGCGCCUAGUGUCUUGGAUCGCACCGGUGGCUCCGGCGAUUGCUGUUAAUUGUGAUGUCAGCUCGUUGGGAGUUCCAUUGCGUUCGGGGUUUGGUGGUUGUCUUCGUCACGCUGAUGGAGCUUGGAUCACGGGCUUCCUUGGAUAUGGUGGUCAGGGCUUAGUGUUGCAUAUGGAGCUCUUAGCUGCCAUGGAUUGGAAAUUGUGUGGAACUUGGGGCAUAGGCAGAUUGAGUGUUUCUCAGAUUCUUUGUUGGCCGUUGGCUUGA
Molecule: messenger RNA, 504 nt
Organism: Lotus japonicus
Lineage: Eukaryota; Viridiplantae; Streptophyta; Magnoliopsida; Fabales; Fabaceae
Exons: 1
Coding region: 1-504 (167 amino acids)
Source: RefSeq, a predicted model, not a curated record